Molecule: messenger RNA, 585 nt
Organism: Cryptotermes secundus
Lineage: Eukaryota; Metazoa; Arthropoda; Insecta; Blattodea; Kalotermitidae
Exons: 1
Coding region: 1-585 (194 amino acids)
Source: RefSeq, a predicted model, not a curated record
AUGACAAACAGGAAGGAUCUCAUGCACGACUUUGCAAGCAUAAAUGGAGAGGUAGCAGUAGGUGAUGGAGCCCCUUUAAAAAUUGCAGGAAAGGGAAGGAUAAUGCUCAAAAUGUCCAAAGAAUGCAGAGGAAAUGAUAUCGAGUUAAAAGAUGUGCUUUAUGUCCCAGAGCUACAAGAUAAUCUAAUUUCUCAAGGCCAGAUUGAAGAAAAUGGACUUAAGAUUGUGACGCAUGAAGGUACGUCGAAAAUCAUGCGUAAUGAGAAGAUGAUAUUUCAUGCUCACCGAGUGUCAAGGCUGUAUUAUGUAAUGACCCUGGGCAGCACCACCGUGGACAACAUCAAGGAGACAUAUGACAGGAAGAAGAAAGUACUGUUGGUUUCAUUGGCAACAUGGCACAGUAGACUUGGACAUCGACACUUGGAGGCAGUGAAGAAACUAGAAGUAUUAGACGAAUUAAGUACUAAUCUGAGUGAUAGAGAGAGUGAGUGUUCACCAGGUAUUCAAGGAAAAAUGAGACAAGAACCAUUCCCAACUGGAGAAGGGGAAAAGGCCAAAGAAGUUUUAGAUAAGAGUCCACUCUGA